AUGAAGUCGCCGUUUCAGCUGACCAACAGAAAGGCAUACACGGCGUGGGUGGACUAUGAGCGUGGGGAGCCCGGCACCAUCCAAGUGUUCCUGGCUGCCACGGAGGUGAAGCCAGCUCAGCCACUGCUGGAGAGGAGGCUGGCGCUGUGUGCGGUGCUGCGGGCUGGAGCGGAGCAGCAGGCGUUCUACUUUGGCUUCGUGGCGUCCACCACUGUGAAGCCGUUCGAGAUGCAUCUCAUCCUCAAGUCAGGAGUUCACACUGCCUUUGGUCUGACUCUCUCUGUGGCGUCAUAUGUGCCAGUGGGAGCCAGUCCCUUCAUGCGCUACAUGAGUGCGGACUACCGAGUGUUGGCCAACCAGCAGAGUGCAUGGCAAGUCAGCGGCUCCCACUCUUGGGACUCCAUGCCCUUCCUCGGCUGGCUGGUCAAGAACCAAAAGGAGUGCUGUGCGAGUUGGGUGUAUGCGGUGGUGGCGAGUGUGGAGGCAGCGUACGGCAUUGCGCUGAACAGUGAGGCGCCACGGCUGUCAGAGGACUCACUCUUUGCAGCCAUGGGGCUCACCUCCCUCACUGCAAAGUGCAUGGCAGGCGGCUCUCCUGCCGCAGCCUUUGAAAGGCUUAUCACCCUGCCCGCUGGUGGACUCACAACAGAUAGCAAGCCACCAUCGAAGUACCGCAUCCAGGGAUUUGAGCGCACGCGGUUUAAGGGUCAUGUAGGGCUCAUGCUGGCAGUGGGACGACAGCCAGUGGUGGUUCACAUUGAAGCCUCUUCUACCUCGUUUGUACAGUACGACGGGACUUUCAAGUACCAGGAUCCUGCCUGCUACACUGGCAACCUGGACCAUGCUGUACUCGUUGUUGGGUACCUCUUUUUCACAAAUAACGGCCGCCCGAGCCAAACUGCUCCACCGUUUUGGAUCAUCCGCAACUCGUGGGGAUUGGAGUGGGGAGACAGGGGCCACAUGCGCAUGGACAUUCAGGGAGGGGAUGGUGUGUGUGGCAUCAACGUGUUGCCUGGCAUCUACCCCAUUGGCAUUGACUGCAGCCAGCCUUUGCCUGCGCGCAAGGUGAUUGCGGUGGGAAGCGUCACCCCCUGCACUGCAUUCUUCUAUGCCCUCAAAGGUGAUGCCUGCUCCUCUAUCACCGUCCAGCUGGGACUCGCAUCGACUUACCUUGCCUCUCUCAAUCCCGGCCUGGACUGCUUUGAGCCCAUCAAGGCGGGCCGCUCUCUCUGCAUCAAGCGCAACGCUACCUUCGCCUUCACCGUCCCUCGCUGCUUGCAGUACGGCAUGCUCUCAGCUCAGAACACGUGCGAGAGCCUGCUACAGCAGAGCAAGGACUCUAGUGGGGAUAAGAACACAGGAGCUGAAGUGGUGACUGCAGCCAGUUGGAUUGGUCUCUACCGCAACAAUCCCGGCCUCAUCUGCCCCCGCACCACCCCUGCCUCCAGUGCCACUGUUGCCAGCACUCAGGUUUGUCUCAAGGCCGAGUACGAGUCCAUCAAUACUAACACCUGCAAGGUGGGCAGGCUCAAGGUGGUCUCACCACUGCUCACAUGCCAAGAAUACGCGCAAGCGGGAAGAUCUACCGUCGCCUCCAGUGCGAGCUGUGACGGGGACGACGGCGAUGAAAGUGACGAAGAACACGGCAGCGACGGCGAGGAGGAUUGGCCGGAGAACGGUCACGACGACGGCGCUUUGGGGGAUGAAAUAGCUCCUGCCAACAUUGACGAGGACAAAUGGUGGAAUCGGCCAGUUGGGAGUGACGACGAAGUGGAAGAGUGGCGGGCUGGUGAUUCGGACAACGACGAGGGUGCCGAUGCUGAUGGUGAGCACGCAGAGGCAGCGGCGCAUGCAACGGGAGCGAUGGUGGAUGCGAAUGCGGAGGCUGACGACAAGGCGCAUGCGGAAGCGAGGACGGAAGAGAAGGCGGAAGCGGAUGCCAAUGCUGUUGCGCCCGCGGAUGUGGCCGCAAUUGCGGAUGCGAAUGCGGAUGCUGCGGAGGGAGGUGUUGAUGCUGUCUUCUUUGACGGUGAAAACUCCAAUGAACCUGUGGAGCAUCACGGUCCGGGGGAGGAGCGUCAAUCGCGCAUCACUGCUCUAGACAAGGGGAAAACCAAGGUCGCAGAAGCCCCUGCUAAGGCCACCGUUCCACAGGACAACGGGUGGAUGGACGAGAGCGUUGUGCAGACCUGGCUGACCAAGGAGGUGCUGCCCCAUCUGAACUUCCAACAUGGCCAGAACGCAAGGCGUGCGAUGCUGGUGUUGGACUCCUACCGCGGCCACAUCACCCAGACCAUGCUUCAAGCUUACCGCACACACAGCAUCACCCCUAUAGUGAUCCUAGUGGGUUGCACGAGCCAGAUUCAACCCCUUGACGUCUCCAUCAACCGGUGUUUCAAGGCUGCUGCGCGAGCGCGCUAUGCCAGACGGUUCAUGCGUGAAGAGAUUCACCUGAAGACAAAGAAGGUCCCUAAGAAGGUCAUCAUUGACGCGUUCCGCCACUGUGGGAUUUUAAGUAAGCUGGACGGGACGGAGAACCACCUGGUGAUGUCUCACCUGCACGCCAGGAGCACCACCGAUGUCUCCGAGGACAUGUGCCUCGGGGGAACCACGAGCGACAACACGCGCCUACUUGGGCAGGCUCCAGAGGAGGAGGAGGAGGAGGAGGAGGAGGAGGAGGAGGAGGAGGAGGAGGAGGAGAUGCAGGCGGAGGAUAUGAGGGAGGUGGCUGUGGCAACCGGCCUUGAUGUGCUGUACCAAGAGACCCCCAACUACCACGGAGCGGCGGCUGAGGCUGACCGCAUGAUCGAGCCUAGAGAGACAGCUAGGCAUCCUAGGCGAGUGCCAGACUUGGGUGUUAGGGAGCUUGCUGUUAGUGCAGGUGAGGAGGCUGUGAUAGAGGAGGGCUAG
Molecule: messenger RNA, 2910 nt
Organism: Closterium sp. NIES-65
Lineage: Eukaryota; Viridiplantae; Streptophyta; Zygnematophyceae; Desmidiales; Closteriaceae
Source: the annotation of a GenBank genome assembly